Molecule: messenger RNA, 1051 nt
Organism: Drosophila gunungcola (fruit fly)
Lineage: Eukaryota; Metazoa; Arthropoda; Insecta; Diptera; Drosophilidae
Exons: 1
Coding region: 98-1021 (307 amino acids)
Source: RefSeq, a predicted model, not a curated record
AAAUCAGAAGUAUUUUAACAUUUGUAAGUGCUAGUUUCACAUUCUCAUCAAAAUUAUGUCGUUCAAUUAAAGCCUAAAAUCCAACUCAAAACCGACCAUGUCUUCUGCCGCCUCCUCCUCCCAAUCCAAGCAGUCCCAGGCUCAACCCCUGUCCACCAAUGGAUUAAGCCGCAAUAGAAAACGCCAGGAGCGGCGGAAGCAGCGCCUGCAGGAAAUGCAAGGUCUGCUGUACUCCAAGCACUUCUCCAACUGCCGGCUGCCUGUGUCGGUGGCCUCAUCCUCCGAACAGCAGCUGCUCCAGCUAAAGCGCUUCGAAUCGCUGACCGAGCCGCCGUCCAGCAGCAGACAAAGUCCGCUCCUCACGAACCCGUCCAGCGAUUCGCCGUGGGCUCGACUGCGCCUGGUGGCCUGUCCCUGUCAAGGAUGCCGCUGCUCGUUGGAGCCCAGCGCUCUGUUGGGCCACUAUUUGAGUGACCAUCUGCCGGGCAUGGGGGUCCCCUUCAUCGAGCUGGAGGCGGGCAAGGUGACAUCCCUCACCUGCCAUUUCAGCAGCCUGGAGAAGGAUGUCAACACGCUGCUGGGCGUCUAUGGCUAUCGGCGCACAGGCCUGAAUCCGCUGAAAUGCCACAGGAACACCCAUCUGCCGGCGGAAUACCGCCAGUUCUCGCAGCACAGCCCCCUCAUGAUCUUCGCCUGCCGCACCGAGCACUCAAUGCUGUGGCAGAGGAAGCGGGUCAAGCAGGAGGUGCUGGCCAUCUGGGUGGCCACUCCCCUGCAGGGUGUGGUCAUCACUCUCCGCCUGCUGGUCCAACCGGCCAAAUCCACACGCUACUGCUCCAAGCAGAUCAAGGCACGUCCUAUACUUCCCUGGUCAGCGAAUCAGCCCUGCAGCGAGUUCAUCAAAACGGACAGCAAUGCAGUGCUGAUCAGCCUCGAAGAUCUCUGGCAGCUAAUGGAUCUGGAUGUGUGGCAGCAGUUGGUAACCGUGGAACUCAAGGUGAUCGGCGAGGCAAGGAUUUAGUAAAGCAAUAAAUUUACCAACAACUUUGGA